This is a messenger RNA of Eubalaena glacialis (North Atlantic right whale), 3738 nucleotides long. It is a transcript of the gene ZNF229, whose product is annotated as zinc finger protein 229. Gene Ontology annotation, molecular function: RNA polymerase II transcription regulatory region sequence-specific DNA binding; DNA-binding transcription factor activity, RNA polymerase II-specific. Gene Ontology annotation, biological process: regulation of transcription by RNA polymerase II. Gene Ontology annotation, cellular component: nucleus. The record is from RefSeq and is a predicted model, not a curated record. NCBI's taxonomy places the organism in Eukaryota, Metazoa, Chordata, Mammalia, Artiodactyla, Balaenidae.
GAGAGAACUGCAUAAAAGAGGAAGGAAUAAUCCCAGGUCUCUUGCCAUUGGAGCUGCAGGUCCCUGGAAUGUGGAAACCAAGAAGCAGGCUCUGGAGAGUGGAGGUGGAGUUUAGGAAGAUCAGAGGAUAAAUAAAACUGCUGAUGCUCCAGAAACCUAGGCGGGGUGACCAUGGAGACUUUUUCCUCCUCAAGGCGGGAGGAAAGAGCCCUGCGUUCUCAAGCCUCAGCCCUUUCCCAAGAUGCGGAAGACAAAACCAAGUUUCAGGAGCCAUUGACCUUCAAGGAUGUGGCCGUGGUCUUCAUGGAGGAGGAGCUGGAGCUGGACUCCACCCAGAGGAAGCUGUACCGAGACGUGAUGCUGGAGAACUUCCGGAACCUGCUCUCUGUGGGCGAGAGGAACCCCAUAGGAGACAAGGAUGAAAAGGACAUGGAGUAUAUUCAAGAAAAGGAAUUAAGAUUGCUUUUGCACAGAGAGCUCUCCUACUGGAAAAUCUUGGAACAGGUGGCUGGUGAAUUAACUCGGAAUCAAAACCAUAGAGUAAAUCUUCAAAGGAUGGAUUUCCAGUUCUCAGAAGAUGCUUCUCUCUCUCAAGCGGGGAAAGGAGCAUCUACUCAGGGUUCUCAAAUGGAAAAUUUGGUAGACAGUCUUCAAGGGGAUGGGUCCAUCAAUUUAGAAAAUCAAGAGUUUCCAGCCUGCAAAGCUGUGACACCCGUCUCCAUUCAAGAAUCUUGGAUAAAAGCCUUUGUGAAUGAGCCAUGGAAUGUUCAGGAAAGGUGUAAAAAAGUCGACCUGGAAGAUACAAUAUAUAAAUGUGACUGGGGUGAUUAUGGCUUCAGGAUAUCAUGCAGUCAUGAUGACCACAGAAAACCUGAAAGAGGGAAACCACGUAACUGUGAUAAAUGUAGAGAAAACUGCAUUAAAAAGUCAGUACUUCAACACCCUAACUCCAGAGAGAACGGCUUUAAAAGAAAUGAACGUGGAAAUGGCCUCAGGGAUGAAUCAAACCUUCCCACUCAGCCAAGGGUGCCCUUGAAAGAGAAACCCUAUAAAUAUCAAGAGUUUGCUAAGAGCUUGAGGCCAGGUGCCUGUCUGGAGAGACCUCAAAGAAUCCCCACAGGAGACAAAUCCUUUAAAAAUACCGAGCAUGGUUGGGUCUUCAGGCAGAACACACACCUUCACAGCCUCCCCAGGGCCCACGCGGGAGACACGCCCUAUGGAUGCGAUGUCUGCGGCAAGGGGUUCAGGUAUAAAUCAGUCCUUCUCAUUCACCAGGGAGUGCACACGGGAGAGAAACCUUAUAAAUGCGAGGAGGGCGGCAAGGCCUUCGGGCGAAGCUCCAACCUGCUUGUCCAUCAGCGGGUCCCCACCGGGGAGAAACCGUAUAAAUGCAGCAAGUGCAGGAAAGGCUUCAGCUACAGCUCGGUGCUUCAGGUCCAUCAGAGGCUGCACACGGGGGAGAAGCCCUACACAUGCGGCGAGCGUGGCAGAGGAUUCUAUGCUAAGUGCACCUUAUGUAAGCAUCAGCAUGUCCACCUGGGGGAGAAGCCCCAUAGCUGUGUCAAAUGCCGGAAGGGAUUCAGUUGUAGCUUGCAUCUCAGCAGUCAUCAGAAAACGCACCCAGGAGAGAAACCCUACCAGUGUGACCAGUGCGACAAGGGUUUCAGUCACAACUCGCACCUCCAGGCUCACCAGAGGGUUCACGCGGGUCAGCGCCUCUACAAGUGUGAUGUGUGUGGGAAGAGCUUCAGCUACAGCUCUGGGCUUCUCACACAUCAGAGGCUGCAUACGAGAGAGAAGCCCUACAGAUGCGAGUGUGGGAAAGGCUUCAGCCGAAGCUCAGACCUCCACGUCCAUCAGAGGGUCCACACGGGAGAGAAGCCCUACAGAUGCACCAAGUGUGGGAAAGGCUUCCGGCGGAAUUCAGACCUUCACAGUCACCAGAGGGUCCACACGGGGGAGAGGCCCUACGUCUGUGACGUGUGUGGGAAGGGCUUCAUUUACAGCUCUGAUCUCCUCAUCCUUCAGAGGGUCCACACGGGAGAGAAACCCUAUAAAUGCACCGAGUGCAGCAAAGGCUUCAGUUACAGCUCAGGGCUUCUCAUCCACCACAGGGUCCACACGGGCGAGAGACCAUACCGAUGCAGAUGGGGCAAGAGAUUCAGCUAUGGUUCCAACCUUCUUACCCACCAGACACUGCACAUGGGAGAGAAGCCCUACACUUGUUACGAAUGUGGAAAGGGCUUCCGGUACGGCUCAGGUCUCCUCAGUCAUAAGAGAGUGCACACUGGAGAGAAACCCUAUAGAUGUGAUGUGUGCGGGAAGGGCUACAGUCAGAGCUCACAUCUCCAAGGCCAUCAGAGGGUCCACACUAGCGAGAAGCCCUAUAAAUGCAAGGAGUGUGGGAAGGGCUUUGGUCAAAGCUCCUGUCUCCAUGUCCAUCAGAGGGUCCACACUGGAGAGAAGCCCUACAAGUGUGCAGAGUGUGGGAAAGGCUUCAGUUAUAGCUCAGGAAACUGUGACCUUCAAGGACGUGGCUGUGGUCUUCACCCAGGAAAAGCUGGUGCUAUUGGACUCCACCCAGAUAAACCUUACCAAGACGUGAUGCUGGAGAACUUCAGGAACCUGGUCUCUGUGGGUGAGUUCAGCGACCUCCCUAUUUGGAAACGAAGGAUCAGUGAAUUGAGUGUGAGUCAGGAUUAUGUCAUGAGUCUUCAAGGAGAUUGUCCCCAUUAUUUCGAAGGAGAUGUUUCCCUCUGUGAAGAGUGGGCAGGAGUGUCUGAAAAUGAAAGGUGUAAUAACUAUAGAAUGGGUUUCAUAGAUGGUGCAAAAGCUCAUGUUCAUCACAGCGCUCACACAGGAGAAAAAUCUUAUAAAUAUGACCAGUGUGGAAAGGACUUUAGUCAGAGCUCUGGACUUACUCGCAGUUCUUCUCUUCACAACCAUCACCGAGUCCACACGGGGGAGAUGCCUUACACGUGUGACAUGUGUGGGAAGGGGUUCGGAUUCAGGUCGCUUCUGUGUAUCCACCAGGGAGUCCACACAGGGAAAAGGCCCUAUAUAUGCACAGAGUGUGGGAAGGGCUUCGAUCAGAGCUCCAACCUUCUUGUCCAUCAGAGGGUCCACACUGGAGAGAAACUCUACAAAUGCAGCAAGUGCAGCAAAUGCUUCAGCUCCAGCUCCGUCCUCCAAGUCCACUGGAGGCUGCACGUGGGGGAGAAGCCUUACAGCUGUGGCAAGUGUGGAAAGGGCUUCAGCCAAAGCACACACCUGCACAUUCACCAGAUCCACACGGGGGAGAAACCCUACAAAUGCGAAGUAUGCAGGAAGGCUUUCGCCUACAGCUCGUUUCUGCACACUUACCGGAGAGUUCACCCGGGAGAAAAGCCGUGCACGUGCCAAGUGUGCGGUAAGGGCUUCAGUUACAGCUCCUAUUUUCACUUACAUCAGAGAGAUCACACCCGAGAGAAACCGCAUAAAUGUGACGAGUGUGGGAAGGGCUUCAUUCGGAACUCCGAUCUUCACGUUCAUCUCAGAGUCCGCACAGGAGAGAGGCCCUGUAAGUGUAAAGAAUGCGGGAAGGGCUUCCGUCGUAACUCUUAUCCUCUUGCCCGUCAGACAGCACAUAGGGAUGAGAUGGACUAUGCAUGUCAUGAGCAUGGCAAGGCUCAGGAAAUACGUAGCUCAGACCUUACUCAGCCAAGACUGCACAAGAGAACAGAAACAUUAGAAAUGUAG